This is a messenger RNA of Neoarius graeffei (lesser salmon catfish), 1321 nucleotides long. Its product is annotated as ras-related protein Rab-39B-like. Bases 128 to 769 code for a protein of 213 amino acids. Gene Ontology annotation, biological process: Rab protein signal transduction. Lineage: Eukaryota; Metazoa; Chordata; Actinopteri; Siluriformes; Ariidae. The transcript is spliced from 3 exons. Gene Ontology annotation, molecular function: GTP binding; GTPase activity. The record is from RefSeq and is a predicted model, not a curated record. Gene Ontology annotation, cellular component: Golgi membrane.
GGGUGUGUGUGAGCUGCUUUGCCUCCUCAUAUAUGUGUGUGUGAGCUUUCUAGAAAGUCCAUCAUCCUGCAGGACCAUGGCUUUUGGGUUCACUAAGCUCUGAUCAACCCGACCAGACACCAUAGACAUGGAGACAAUAUGGCUUUACCAGUUUCGUCUGAUCGUCAUCGGUGACUCCACGGUUGGUAAAUCAUGUUUGAUAAGACGCUUCACAGAGGGGCGGUUUGCACAAGUGUCUGACCCGACAGUUGGUGUGGAUUUCUUCUCUCGCCUGGUUGAGAUCGAGCCAGGGAAACGCAUAAAGCUCCAGAUUUGGGAUACGGCGGGUCAGGAACGCUUCAGGUCCAUUACUAGAGCAUACUACCGUAACUCAGUGGGAGGCUUGCUGCUGUUUGAUAUCACAAACCGCCGCUCAUUUCAGAAUGUUCGCGAGUGGCUGGAAGAGGCACGCAGCCAUGUGCAACCACACACCAUCGUCUUCGUGCUGGUGGGCCACAAGUGUGAUCUGGAGGCGCAGCGUCAGGUCUCCCGGCAUGAGGCCGAGAAGCUGGCGACCAUUUGCGGCAUGCGCUAUGUGGAGACUUCGGCAUGCGAUGCCAUCAACGUCGAGAGGGCGUUCACCGAGCUGACACGUGACAUCUUUGAGCUGGUCAAACAUGGAGACAUCACCAUUCAGGAAGACUGGGAGGGUGUGCGGAGCGGCUUCGUGCCCAACGUGGUGCACUCAUCUGAGGAGGUGACAAAGAAUGAGCGCCGGUGCUUCUGCUGAGACAUCUAGAACCUUAACAUUCAGACUCAAAACGUCAGAAUAAAAAGGCAAACUUCAAUCCUCACUUGUGACAUUACUCCUUCCCUGCCUGCUGAAUGGUCCCGAGUCUUCACCCUCUGGUUCUCCGCUAGUUACUGCUCCUUAUAACUAACCAUUUACAAAACAGGGAACACUGACACACAUUUCAGCUCCUUCAGCCUCUUUUCUUAAAAAACAAAACAACCAAUCAGAACCUUAGUCCAGCACCUUACACACGUCUCAAUCACUUGAAAGCCAUGACAUGUUACCCUUGAGGGUAAACAGCCUUUAGAGACUGGGUCUUCUGUAGACAUGCACAGAUGUUUCCAUGAGAGAAUAGCCCAAAGCAAGGACUUUUAACUGAACUACUGAGCUCAGGAUGCUGAAAUGCUGCUUGAGGAAAAAAGACUGGACUGUAUAUUAGUUUGGUCGAGGUGCACAUGUGACACAUAUCAAUGGUAAAAUGAAUGAAAUUGGUGUAUUGCAAUAUACCACAUAACACACAAACCAGGCCUGAGCAUUAAAGGAACAGUC